Messenger RNA from Chanos chanos (milkfish), 1291 nucleotides. RefSeq names its product prothymosin alpha. Gene Ontology annotation, biological process: negative regulation of apoptotic process; positive regulation of transcription by RNA polymerase II. The record is from RefSeq and is a predicted model, not a curated record. NCBI's taxonomy places the organism in Eukaryota, Metazoa, Chordata, Actinopteri, Gonorynchiformes, Chanidae. Bases 90 to 434 code for a protein of 114 amino acids. Gene Ontology annotation, cellular component: nucleus. Gene Ontology annotation, molecular function: histone binding. The transcript has 5 exons.
UCACUGACUAGUACUUCAUCAUUUUACCCCUGACUGUUUUUCACGCAAUUUUUCUUUAAUAAGUCCUCGCAUUCCCUCAUUUUUCAACCAUGGCUGAUGCUGCAGUAGACACAACAACUACCACAGAGAUUAACACCAAGGAUCUGAAGGGGAAACAAGAAGCCGUUGAAGAAGUAAAAGAGGUUGAGAAAGAGAACGGUAGCGGAGACGCACCUGCCAAUGGAAACGGAGCAGCCAAUGGUGCUUCUCAUGAUGAAGAAACUCCAGCAAAUGAGGGAGAGGAGGAAGGAGAUGGGGAAAAGGCAGAGAAUGGUGCUGAGGAGCCAGCUGAUAGCCAUGCAGUGAAACGCCCAGCCGAGGAAGAGGAGUCAGCUGACACAAAGAAACAGAAGACAGAGAAUGGCGACUCCACAGAAGCAGAAGUGAAGGCCUAAAACCAUCAACACUCUUCAGUAGCACCACCUACAUGGUCAAUGUGACCUAGGAGAGUUUGUGCUUUUAUGUAUAUUUUUCAGGUUUAUUUUUGCUCUCAAGACAUUUAAUUGCACUUGAGCCCUGUAACACCUCUACCCUCUUUUUGUAAAAUGCUAUUUAUUGGUUCAGGAGCAAAAUUUAGGGCCCUUUUAUUAAAAAAAUAAAUAAAAAUAAUAAAAACUCUACUCUGUAAGUACAUUUUCAAAACACAUAUUCUACUCAGUUAUUAGACCAAUUAACACUCAGCCAAACAGAUGCAUAAAUUCUCAUGAUGAUCUUGUAUUCAUGGUUGAUUUCUCAUCUUCACUUAAGACCAAAGAUAAGUUUUAAGUAGGGGCUAAUGGACAAUAUCCAAUCCUUAUUUGUGCUGCUAGUAGAUAAGCCCUUGGCUGAUCUGUUAACACAACAGAUGGCCUAUAUGAAAGGAGUCUCUUUACUGCACCUAAUUGAAAAAAAGGUUGCCCACCCCCCACUUCUUGGCUAGCGUCUGUCAUGUUAAUUAACCCCUCUUAAACCUUAAUGUUAUGGUCAUUUGUUUCAUAUGAAUUUCAUGAAGACUGUACCUUUUAUUACAUAUGUGCAGUUUUUGCUUUGGAUUUUCAAUUUGUUUCAAUGGGAAUGCCAAUAACUUAAUAUGUAAACAGCGAGUAUUACAACAAUAUUGCAUCGGUGUUCUCACAGCACCUUCUCAAGCAAUUAUUUUUAUGAUUGUUAUUUGGUUUGUUAUUACCACUGCUUUGUAUAUUCUGGUUCUGGGUUAUGAAUAAAUCAGACUUGUCUUUUUGUUUUGGUGUACAGUGUUCAUGUGUGUUGACUC